AAAAAGCUCAGACAGUCCACUGAACGGAGUGGUGGAUGCCGCACGGCAAUGGCAAGGUACGCGAUCCCCGCGGAGGCCAAGAAGAAGCUCUUCUUCACAUCCACCCAGGAAUCGCACGACGGCCGCCCGCCGGUGCCCGUUGGCAACUUCCACAGCCUGCGUGAGACGCAGCACGUUUUCGGGCGGGCGGCUUCGGCGCCCACAGGUGAAGGCGGCGAGAAGUGGCGAGGGACCUCGUACGACAAGGCCUUCUCGAGAGAGCCCGUCUUUGUGGACCUCGAGGUGAACCGCUGCAUGGCCGCCAUGGCCAAGGUGCGCAAGGCCCACGUGAAGUCGCCGCACGUGGGCGCCUCGUCCUAUGCAGAGUCCUUCGACUGGAAGGGCUACGACAAGCCCUUGUAUUACAAAGUCCCGGACUGCGGGGCCCGGGAAGCAGUGUGCUCAGGCGUUCAGGGCCGGCUGGAGUCUACGUCGGGGUCGGCCUAUGCGGGCGUCCGGCCAACGUCGGUUCCGCAAAAGUUCAUCCCGGUGGAUCAGCUGGGGGGAGUGGCUCAGAGCUACGACUUCCUCCAGUCUUCCUAUGGCGGCAGCUUCACCGCCGGCCCCAGGCUCCAGAAGUCCCAGAGGAGCGUUCGGAAGAGCUGCUCCGCAGGCGACUUGAUGGCCUCGCUGCGGAACUCGACAUAUCGUGCCUCCUUCAGCCGCAAAGGCUUUUAGGCGUGCACUUGGGAGGAAGUAGAUGGCGCAAUUCCCUCUUACUUACCGUGCCGGGCACACCCAGCUGUGCUUGGUGUAUUUCCAGUGGGAACAUUUCGCGGUUUUGGAGCGCUGUCAAAGAGCGGCUGCUGAACUCGCCGUUGGUGUUGGAUGC
Messenger RNA from Effrenium voratum, 871 nucleotides. Lineage: Eukaryota; Dinophyceae; Suessiales; Symbiodiniaceae. The record is from the annotation of a GenBank genome assembly.